Messenger RNA from Paramecium tetraurelia, 2067 nucleotides. RefSeq lists its product as uncharacterized. The transcript is spliced from 5 exons. Gene Ontology annotation, biological process: potassium ion transport; transmembrane transport. The record is from RefSeq and is a predicted model, not a curated record. Gene Ontology annotation, cellular component: membrane. NCBI's taxonomy places the organism in Eukaryota, Ciliophora, Oligohymenophorea, Peniculida, Parameciidae. Gene Ontology annotation, molecular function: voltage-gated potassium channel activity.
AUGAAGGAAUAAAAGCAUGACCCCAAAGUUGCUAUAAAAGUUCUAAACUUUUUUUUAAAAGGAAGAGCAUAAGGAACUAUAUUCCCAGAACAUCAAGCUAUGACUCCAGAAGAGAUUAAGUCAAUUUUCCACAGAGCCUUCAUUCGAUUAAGAGCAAUCUAUUUACUCAAUAAAUUAUCCUAGGAAAUAAUUAUGUAUGGAACAUCAUCUAAUUUAUUUGAUAUAUCCACAAGAGACAGACCUGCAUUAUAAAAAUACCUCUUUCCUCUUAAUAAGUCUACAGAGCAUAAAGAUCAAAGUCCAUAAUUUCCCAUUAUUCAUCCAGAUUCCUAUGUUAAAUUUGUUUGGAAUUUAAUUUUCACUGCAAUUAUAUUAUACACAUCGAUUAUAUUGCCAUUUAGAAUUUCAUUCUAUGUUAACAAAGAAGAAUCAUAUUGGUAAUAAAUUGAUAUUGUUACUGAUGUAUUAUUUUGGAUAGAUUUAUGGAUCAAUAUGUUUAGUGGAUAUUAUGAUGAAGAGGGGAAGUUGGUAGUAUAAAAAAGAACUGUGAUUCUGAAAUAUUUGAAAGGGUGGUUUUUACUCGAUUUCAUUUCUUGUUUGCCUUUGACUUACAUGAUUGAUUCAUCAAAUUCGAACGACGGUUAGGAAAUUAAACUGGUGAAAUUAGCAAAAUUGCCAAGACUGUAUAAAUUGACAGGAUUGGUGAAAUUAUCAAAAUAAUUCAGAAUAACAAGCAACGACUUUUUCUAAUUCAAUUAUGGUAUGACUAGAUUGACCUCCCUAUUUCUAUCGGUGAUAUUAGUUAUUCAUUUAUCAAGUUGUGUUUGGCAUUAUGUUGCAGCAUUCAAUAACUAUGAAGUCAACAGUUGGGUAUAUUAAAAUGAUCUAUCGAAUUCAUCUAUUCAAACUAAAUAUAUCGCAGGAAUGUACUAUGCCUUCACUACCUUAACUACAGUAGGAUACGGAGAUAUCCAUGCCUACUCCCCUCAAGAAAAGAUCGUCACUAUUAUCUUGAUGAUUUUAGGAGUUUUAUUCUAUUCAAGCAUUAUUGGUUUGUUGUCCUCAGUCUUAUCCCAAAUAGAUUACAAAGCACAUAUACUAAAUCAGAAAAAAGCUAUAAUGAGUGAAUUUUGUUUAGAAAAGAAAAUUUCCAGGUAAUUAAGAGAUUGUCUAAAAGAGACUUUGGAGUACAAUUUUAGUAAGAAUGGAUUUGUUUGGGCAAGUGAUACUAAAAUAUUUUAAGAUAUUCCUAUGAAUUUAAGAUAUGAAAUAAUGAUGUCUAUGCAUGGGGGUGUAUUUGGACAUUAAGCAUUGUUUUAAUUGGUAGAGGAUAAAGCUUUUGUUGUGAAUAUAGUACCAUUGUUAAAACCAUUAUUUAUGUUAGAAAGCGAAGUGAUUUGGGAAGAAAAAUCAAAUCCAGAUGCUAUAUAUUUGAUUGAUAUUGGAAGAGUCAAUUUUAAAACCAAUUUCAUAGUCUAAGCAACUACUAGUCAAUUAAAAUUAUUCUCAUUCAAAUCUAUGAUAAGUGGUUCAUAUUUUGGAGAAAUCGAAAUCUUUUUCCACACUACUAGAGAGUAUGUUGUUCAAUGUGAAUCAAACUGUGAAUUUUAUUACUUAACUCUUUAAGCUUUUGAAAAUGAGAUCUAUGAUGAUUUUCCUCAUAUGAUGGACAAGAUGAGAAAGAUUGCAGAGGAUCGAAGGAAGAAAAACCUGGAAACCAUAGAAUAAUUGCAAAAGUUCAUAUUAGAUGAAACUGCAAAGCCAGAAGCAAGAAUAUCAAAAAAAAAAAAGACUAUUCUCUUAAAAGAAUAUCAGAGUGAUAGUUAGAGUAAUAUUAAUGAUAUAACCUAAAGAUAGAAUGCCAGUAAAUAGAGUAGAAGCAAACAUGAGGCAGCUUUACUUGAAUUAAGGAAGAGAGAUUUGAAAUAAAAUAAUGAUCACUCAAAGACUGUGUUUUAGUAACGUAAUCCUUUUAGCUAAAAACAAAUUUAAAUCAACCAAAACAAAUAGAAACUUUAAGAAUUAGUUUUAAUUGCAGAGGAAAUCUCUGAUCUUUUAGAAGAAUGA